AUGGAACAAAAGGGUUGUAGGCCAAACGUAGUUUCCUAUAACACCAUCAUCGAUGGUCUCUGUGAGGCUACACUCAUUGGUGAAGCCUUGAAACUCUUCGCUGAAAUGACCAGAAGCGAUCUUGAUCCAAAUGUCGUCACUUACACUUGUUUGAUUCAAGGACUUUGCGAUAUAGGCAGGUGGAAGCAAGCUACAAGGCUGUUGGAUGGGAUGUUGAGUAAAGGUAUACUUCCCAAUUUACACACCUUCAGUGUCUUAGUCAAUACACACUCUAGGGAGGGGAUGGUUAUGGAAGCCAAAAGUGUGGUACAAAUGAUGAUUCAAAGUGGCAUUGAACCUGACACGAUCACAUACAGUUCUCUUAUGGACUGUUACUGUUUUCGAGGCGAAAUGGAUGAGGCCAAGAAAGUCUUUGAUCUAAUGGUUAGGAAGGGCUGUAUGGUUAAUGUUCAUAGUUGUAGCAUAUUGAUAAACGGAUAUUGCAAGAGUAGAAAGGUCGAUCAGGCUCACAAUAUUUUUAAGGAAAUGACUUGUUGGGAGCUUGUUCCAAACACUGUUACUUUUAACACUCUUAUUAACGGUUUCUACAAAGCAGGGAGGAUAGAAGAGGCAGAAAAGUUGUUAUCUGAUAUGCAACGUGGUGGCCAACUUCCAGAUGUUCGAACUUAUGCUGUUACACUUGAUGGCAUGUGUAACAACCAACAACUUUCAGCAGCACUGGAAUUGCUUCGAGAGAUGGAAGGCAAGAAGUUGGAGCUAAAUAGAGUCUGCAGUAGAUAUGUUCUCUAG
Argentina anserina (silverweed cinquefoil) is the source of this 789-nucleotide messenger RNA. Its product is annotated as pentatricopeptide repeat-containing protein At1g62680, mitochondrial-like. The record is from RefSeq and is a predicted model, not a curated record. Bases 1 to 789 code for a protein of 262 amino acids. The transcript has a single exon. NCBI's taxonomy places the organism in Eukaryota, Viridiplantae, Streptophyta, Magnoliopsida, Rosales, Rosaceae. Gene Ontology annotation, molecular function: protein binding.